CUACCAAGCAGAAGAACCAAAACAAACAUCAGCAACAGUUACACCGAAACUUCUGUCAAACGAACAGAUGCUAUAAACGAAUCUGAAUUUCAAAAGUACAUAAAAAAGUGACUGCUAGUCCUGAGAACAGGUUGGUCCUAGGAACAUGAAUAACAACAAGCGCACAGAGAGUGCUGUGAAUUUGCAGAAUGAUAGAGGAAAGGAUCAUCAGUUUAGCCACAAUCAGUACAACCAUAACUCAGGGGAUUGGCAGUAUGAUAAUGCAGAUGCAGCUGACAGUUCGGUAGAUCAUCCUUUCCUUAGUGGUGAUUCACAGAGUGACAGCUCAUACUUAGGCCAGCAAAGGAAUUCCCCCUACAGAAGUGGCCAGUGUAUGGACAGUACACUAAGAGGUGGUCCCAGCAGAGACAACUCCUGUGGAAGCAAACAUACUCAGGGAAGCAGAUCCAGAGAUAAUUCCAUGAGGGGUGGCCCAAGCAGGGGUAGUCCAUACAGAACUCACCCAUAUAGACGUAGUCCAAAUAUGGAUAUGCCUGCCAGGGAGAGGAUCAACUCUUAUCGAACUUUUGAUCGAGAAAUUCUUCAGUCGCAAAGUGAUGUUUUAGAGGGAAUUUUUGGUUCAACUGGAGGAAACACAAGCCAAAGACAUGACAGUGCAUUUGUUGAUCGCAGCUACAAUGGAAACGUCGGACAAGUUGAUGUAGGCUCUCAGGGAAUUAGUGACUUCCUAGUUGAAAAGUUGGGUGAAUAUUCUGUGAAUAGUGGUGCAGAAGCACAGCAAGCUUUGAAGGUCAUCAGUAUGUUCUUAAAACCCAUCCAAGAAUAUAAUAUAAAGCUUCAAGAUGCAAAAGCCAUUGCUCUGGUGAGUGUGGCAGAGAUGAACAUUCAGACACUUAUGGAACGAGAUGUCUUCUCUUAAUGUGUGAGACAGCUGUGAAGGUUCUCAGAAUGAGUGUUGAGAUGGAUAGAGCAAACGCUGUGUAUAUGAAAUGUAUUUCUUGAAAAGUGGUUUUUUGACAAUGUAACAAAUGGUGUUCAUUAUGUGAGAGAUGACUUAUUGGGACAUAUGGCAUUCAGAUUUGAAAGAUAAUGUGAAUCGCAAUUGUAUUGGUAAUAUUUUUAAAAUUUGAUCAUGA
Penaeus vannamei (Pacific white shrimp) is the source of this 1136-nucleotide messenger RNA. RefSeq lists its product as uncharacterized. Lineage: Eukaryota; Metazoa; Arthropoda; Malacostraca; Decapoda; Penaeidae. The record is from RefSeq and is a predicted model, not a curated record.